CUCUUUCCUGUUCCACUUCAAACGAAUUGGCUGUGAAAUUUCAAAGGCUAGUUUUUCAUGAAGAGUUGUAUAAAGGACAGGAAUGGGUUACAGGAACGAGUUGCUUUGGGUUGAAGUGUAGUCUAUGAUUGCGGAAAGAUAGUCAGAAUGGAAGAAAAGGGGAAGCUCGAAAGCGGCUGCGGCGCUUCCCCGAUUCCCCUUAUCGCUUCGCAGUGAAGAAGAGAGACUGCACUGCACUCGCCGCUUUGUUGUUUGUCCCUGCAGGGCUGAUUGAGCAGCGCGUGACUGACAGCCCGCGGGGGUGUUGUCCAAUCAGCGGUCUACCCGCGCCCAAUGGGUGAGUCCGCGCGCCCAUUGGCUGAGGCGAGUGUGGGAAAGAAUGCAGAGAGGGUUUCACACGAACCGGGAGCACGCGAGCUGUCUAUAAAUACCGCCGGCGUGUGGCAGACGGAGACUCGACUCGCCUCGCGUGCACUCAUAUGACAGCUCGACUUUUAAGUCAUAGCAGCUGGGAUUUGUGCUCGCGCGCUCUGUCUGUCUGUCUCUCUCGUGACCAUCCUGAUUCUGCUCGGGUUGUUUUUUUUCCCCCCAACGGAAUAUACCAACUUUUCCUUUCUUUCUUUCUUUCUUUCUUUUUUUUUCUUCAAAGGACAAAACUUUAAAUAAUGCCAGCUGACACUAUGGAGAAACAGACAGCGUCUCCGAUUGCUGGUGCUCCUGCAAGCGGAACACACACUCCAGACAAACCAAAGAAUGCUAGUGAGCACAGAAAGUCUUCAAAGCCAAUCAUGGAGAAACGCCGCAGAGCAAGAAUCAACGAAAGUCUAGGCCAACUCAAGACGCUCAUUCUUGAUGCCCUUAAAAAGGAUAGCUCAAGACAUUCUAAAUUAGAGAAAGCUGAUAUUCUCGAGAUGACAGUGAAGCACUUGAGGAACUUGCAGCGUGUUCAGAUGACUGCCAUGUCAACUGACACAGCGAUCCUGAGCAAAUACCGUGCAGGAUUCAGUGAGUGCAUGAACGAGGUGACGCGCUUUCUGUCCACGUGCGAAGGUGUAAACACGGAGGUGCGCUCGAGGCUCCUGAACCACCUGUCCGGCUGUUUGGGGCAGAUGAUGGCUUUGAAUUACCCUCCGGCUGCACCAGCUCAGCAUCCUCACCUGGCGCAGUCUCUGAACGUGCAGCUUCCGUCAUCAGCAGUGAGCUCCAAGCUGAGUCCGUCGGAAGCGGUUCCAUCCAAAGUGUUCGGGGGAUUCCAGCUGGUCCCUGCCACUGACGGACAGUUCGCCUUUCUCAUCCCUAACCCAGCGUUUGCCUCUGCUACGACCCCGGUCAUCCCUCUCUACGCUAAUGCAGGAGUUCCGGUGGCUGUCAGUGCGAGCCCUGUGCACGCGAGUUCGGCCCCGCCGGCGGUCUCCCCGGUGCAGGGCAUGACCUCGUUCGCAGGCGUGUCACAAGCAGCGAGUCCGGUUGGUGUGAGUGCGGGGCCAGAGAGCAGCGAGCCGGUGUGGCGGCCCUGGUAGAGCCUCCGCGCCUCAUCCAUACAUGUCAACCUUUAGUUACCCAUGACCUUACAAAAUCUGUACUUUUCCAUUACAUACACCCAUGAGCCCUUAUACAUGAGAAAUUCCAAUAUUGAGCCGAUGUACUUAAAUGACAGAGAAAACUACAUGCAACUAUAAAACCACAUAAAUUGAAAAUAGUUCCGUUUCAUUGGGCAUGCAUCUUUGAAGAAAAAAUAAAUGGUGGAUGCUAAGAAUUUUCUCGGAGUAACGGAAAAAAUCUCUGAUUCAAAACGUAAUUUUCCCGUAUGAAAAUCAGUGUACGCCGUAUUAACCAAAAAAUUGCAUUUUCCCGUACAAAAUACGGGGAAACCGUAUAACUUGACAUGUAUGCUCAUCAAGAAUAAAAAAAAAAAGUUGUUCCGUUUUAUGGGACUGUUCUACCCAUUUGUUGAACAUGUUGUUCAUGUUGAAAUGUUCCCAGUUUCCAAUAUUUGGAUUUGUUUCAUACAUAUGCUGUUAAAUUCCAUAGAAAAACACUCAGAAGUACUUUGUAUUAAAUAAUUUAGUUUUGUACAAAGUUUGUAAAAGAUGCCAAAGUGUUAAUGUCAUGUUUUCAUUUGAAUGUUUGACGCUGAAUAAACCUUAAUGACAAAA
Neoarius graeffei (lesser salmon catfish) is the source of this 2156-nucleotide messenger RNA. It is a transcript of the gene hes4, whose product is annotated as hairy-related 9. Gene Ontology annotation, biological process: anterior/posterior pattern specification; regulation of neurogenesis; regulation of transcription by RNA polymerase II. NCBI's taxonomy places the organism in Eukaryota, Metazoa, Chordata, Actinopteri, Siluriformes, Ariidae. The coding region runs from base 666 to 1520 and encodes 284 amino acids. The transcript is spliced from 4 exons. Gene Ontology annotation, molecular function: DNA-binding transcription factor activity, RNA polymerase II-specific; protein dimerization activity; RNA polymerase II cis-regulatory region sequence-specific DNA binding. The record is from RefSeq and is a predicted model, not a curated record. Gene Ontology annotation, cellular component: nucleus.